UUUUUGAUACAUUUGACAAACUGACUUACUCUAGUAUUGAAGGAAGAAGGAAAUAUUACUUACUUUUCUUGAUUUUUCUUUCAUGAUAACAAUCCAAGGUUAAUUUAAUCUGUUUUGAUUAAUAUCAACUCUUAGCAAUCAUUUAUCUUCAAUUUAGAUUGGUAAACAUCCUGAAAGACUUCAAACCUAAGCUGAAUCUGACUAAAAAAGCCCAGGUUGGUAUUAAAACCUCUGUUUAUCCAAAUUGUAAACAAUAGCGUCUCAAUAGUGUCCUAUCGCUCUUACCCAAACUAAUUUAAUCUUCUUGAAAGUAGAUUAUCAUCAAUUGACCGACAUUUGUCAAUAAUUAAAUUUUGUGUGAUAGCGAAGAAGACGUUUCCCACAAUCCAGAGGAAAACCUUCCAGAAAUAUGGACGAUAUCUUUGGAUUCAACAGGAACCAUGAUGACAACUACUACAAAAUUCUUGGAUGUGAUAGACUUUCUGAUGUCGAUCAGAUUAUGAAGGAAUAUCGAUUAAGAGCAAUUAAAUGUCAUCCAGAUAAAAAGCCGGAAGAUGAACAAGCAACGCAAGAGUUUGAAAAGCUUCAAAGGGCCAAAGAAAUAUUAACUGACACCGAGAACCGUAAACAGUAUGAUAAAUGGCUUGACUCUGGAAUAUCUCUUCCCUUUGAAAAAUGGUUGAAUAUUUCACGAAAUGUUCAUACAUCAAUACAUUGGAUGAACCGACGUCUAACCAACCCCAUGAUCACAUAUCCAGAGGAAAACCAGCUUUGGAAGCCAAAUCAAUUUAAAUGGGAACGAGAUUAUGAUGAUGAAGUUCUGAGGAAAUUUCGCAAUUAUGAGCUUUAAUGAAAAUCAAGUUGACAAUAUUCCCUUUAUGCAGCAUUGUCAACAGGAUAAAUUAUAUGGCAUGACAAAAAUUGACGAUUCCUAAAAUGAUUAUCUCUACUGUAUUAAAAUAUUGGAGUAUUAUAAUCGCACAAUUAAAUAUAUCAACAUUUCUCUCGCUUAA
Molecule: messenger RNA, 1013 nt
Organism: Tetranychus urticae (two-spotted spider mite)
Lineage: Eukaryota; Metazoa; Arthropoda; Arachnida; Trombidiformes; Tetranychidae
Source: RefSeq, a predicted model, not a curated record